Messenger RNA from Cutaneotrichosporon oleaginosum, 892 nucleotides. The record is from RefSeq and is a predicted model, not a curated record. NCBI's taxonomy places the organism in Eukaryota, Fungi, Basidiomycota, Tremellomycetes, Trichosporonales, Trichosporonaceae.
CUUAAACCGGUUAACGUCAAGAUGGUGAGUCUCGUCGACUACAGCGACCGCGGCGAGGGCGCAUCGGCAGCGCGGCAGUGCGCUACGGGGCGGCGGUUCGUGCGCGCCGCGCUGUCAACCGCCGGUGUCAUUGACAUGCCGGCCUCGAACCGGGCUUCCGUUCAUGCCUGCACUCUGCCCGGCUCCUGGUGCUCUGGUGCUGUGGAAGGUGAAGGCUGGAAGCAGGCAGAUGCGCAAGCACGCCGUGAUGCUCUGUCUUCACCGCCCGCUCUCCCUCUGCGUAAUGCGCCUCCCUCGAGUUGAAUGCGCGGUCCCUGCCACAAAACUUUGAAGUCCACAACUAACUUGCAGUCUUCCGAGCUCUCUGCUGUCUACGCCGCUCUCAUCCUCGCGGACGAGGGUGUCGAGAUCACCGGUGACAAGAUCACCUCCCUCACCCAGGCCGCUGGUGUUGAGGUCGAGCCCGUCUGGGCCGGUCUCCUCGCCAAGGCCCUCGAGGGCAAGGACGUCAAGGAGCUCCUCACCAACGUCGGUGGUGGUGGUGCCCCCGUCGCUGGCGGUGCCCCCGCCGCCGGCGGCGCUGCCGCGGCCGAGGACGCCCCCGCUGAGGAGAAGAAGGAGGAGGAGAAGGAGGAGUCGGACGACGACAUGGGCUUCGGUCUCUUCGACUAAGCGUCUCCGUCCGCUUCGAUUUCUGCUGGCCUCGGUCAUGCACAUACCUACAUAUGCAUGAUUUCUUCCUCACCUCUUGCCUCUGUUCUCGCUUUGUCGUCAGUAGGCCCUCAUGCCUGCUUAUCUAAAGUUUCUUGUCGCCCUUCCUUGCUCGUGUGCGCAUUGUGCGUCAGUCUCUUGACGACUGCGGACUACACUCCCUCUCAAACGACUCCAGAUG